Molecule: messenger RNA, 1833 nt
Organism: Acanthamoeba castellanii str. Neff
Lineage: Eukaryota; Discosea; Longamoebia; Acanthamoebidae
Product: Alg9 family mannosyltransferase family protein
Exons: 16
Coding region: 1-1833 (610 amino acids)
Biological process (GO): protein N-linked glycosylation
Cellular component (GO): endoplasmic reticulum membrane
Molecular function (GO): alpha-1,2-mannosyltransferase activity
Source: RefSeq, a predicted model, not a curated record
AUGUCGAACAGGAGCUCUGGGCCAGUGCGGCGCAAGAAGGGCGAUGGAGAAGAGCAGCUCAAAGUGGGCAGAAAAAAAUCAGCACAGAAAUCUGGCACAAAGGACGUGCAGAGCGAACGCGAUGCUCCACUGCCUGAUGAUGGCUACGUUGUGUUCCGCCUCAAGACCGUGCUUCUCUCCUUCCUCUGUGUCCGACUGCUGGGCGCUGUUGUGAACAACGUGUCCGACUGCGAUGAAACCUUCAACUACUGGGAGCCCUCCCACUACAUGCUCUACGGCUGGGGCUUCCAAACCUGGGAGUACAGCCCCGAGUUUGCGCUGCGUCCCUACGCUUAUGCAGGCAUUCACGCUGUCCUCGGCAAGGUCUUCACAUUGCUGGGCUUCGCUGAUAAGAUAUCCGUGUUCAUCAUGAUUCGCUGCGCACUUGGCGCCUUUUGUGCUUACUCUGAAGCCGUCUUCUACCGAGGCGUUGCUAAGAAGUUUGGCGGAAGGGUUGCCCUCUUCACCUUUGUGUUCCUUCUGUUCUCCGCCGGCAUGUUCCACGCUUCCAUCUCCAACCUGCCGUCUUCGCUCUCCAUGUAUGGAGUGCUGCUCUCGUUCGGCUUCUGGCUGUCCGGUAACUAUUUCCUGGCCGUUUUCUCGGCCUGCUUCGCGGUGAUCAUGGGCUGGCCCUUCGUUGCCGUCGUCUUCAUUCCGCUCGGCCUCGACCUCCUUCUCAAGGCCGGCUUCUUCAAGGUGUUGCUCUGGGGAGUGACGGGCCUCGCGGUGUUCCUCUCCACCUCGGUCGCUGUCGAUUACCACUACUACGGGUCGCCUCUCAUCGCCGUGUGGAACCUCGUGCACUACAACGUCUUCGCACCCAAGGGCUCGGAGCUCUACGGCGUUGAAGAGUGGCCCUUCUACUUUAUCAACCUCUUCCUCAACUUCAACGUGGUCUUCGUUCUCUCGCUCGUUGCCUUGCCGGCGGCUCUGUUGUUCCGCAAGUGGUCGAAGAGCGUGGCCCACGUUCAUUUCGUUUCGCUCUUCUUCUAUCUCCUCCCCUACUACCUUUGGCUCGCGGCUAUGCUCAAGCUGCCGCACAAGGAAGAGAGAUUCAUGUUCGUCAUGUACCCGCUCAUUUGCCUCGGCGGCGCGCUCACCUUCGUGGUGGCCCUGGACGUGAUGCAAUCGCUCCUCGCCUCUGUCUUCUCCGCCAAAUCGCGCAAGAACGAAGCCAGCCGCUUUAAGGGGUUCUUAGCGGCACUGGCUUUCCUCUGCUGCGUCGGAUUUGUUGCCCUCUCGGCCUCGCGUGUUGCCGCUCUCCGCGUCAACUUCGAAGCGCCGCUGUACGUGUACGAUCACCUGUACCACAAUGAACUCAAGGACGGCGCCGACCCGAACCUCCCGCUCCCCGGAGACUUGAAUAUCUGCGUGGGCAAGGAGUGGUAUCGUUUCCCGUCCAACUUCUGGAUCCCACACUCUCGAUUCCACGUCUCUUUUGUCAGGUCGUCCUUCCGGGGUGAGCUGCCCCGGCCCUAUGCUCCUCCGCCAGACGGGUCCAAGGUGAUCCACAAGGACUUCAACGACCAAAACCAGGAGGAGAUGUCGCGCUAUGUCAACGAGAGCGACUGCCACUACCUCGUGGACCUGGACUUUGCGGGCCAGAGCGAGCCGCACUACGCCGCGCAGACGGACCGAUGGGAGGUCAUUUUCGCCCACCCGUUCAUCAACUCGGCCGCCGCCCACCCCUUCUUCCGCGCCUUCUACGUUCCCUCGCCACUCUCCGCCGGCAAGACGCACUGGGACCGAUACGUGCUCCUUCGCUCCAAGACCCACUUUGGCGGCGCGUCGUGA